Lentinula edodes (shiitake mushroom) is the source of this 213-nucleotide messenger RNA. RefSeq lists its product as uncharacterized. The annotation marks the transcript as partial. The record is from RefSeq and is a predicted model, not a curated record. Lineage: Eukaryota; Fungi; Basidiomycota; Agaricomycetes; Agaricales; Omphalotaceae. The transcript has a single exon.
CGCCUGUAUCUAACUUGUCCACAACUGAUUCCUGAUCCUCGUGGAAUGACUCCCUGGCAAGUCCUCUACAGAAGUCACAGUGAUCAUGCUUUCAUCACUACAAUGGGAUUCAAUGUUGCUUCCUUCAAUAAAUUGCUGGAAAGUGGUUUUGAGGAGCAAUGGAUUUCCCAAGUUAUUCCCUGGCGUGAUGUUGCAUGCUCCUCCACUCCUUGA